AUUCUUGGCGUUCAGAAAACCGGUAAAACUUUAUAACAACUUUUUCGUCGUUGUCGUUAACAUCAUCGGCGUCCACCUCGUUGCCGGAGCUGAAGUCACGGUCCGCACGUACACUCUAAAAAAUUUCCUCCUCUGCCGUGGGUGUGUAGAAACAAUUACAUUAUUUUACAUUUGGUGACUAAACGUAUAAGUGGAUAAUUUAAUUGUUGCUAAGUGUCCAGUCCUUUUGACCCUAGUUGUGGGUGAUGAAUUUCUUAAAUUCAAACAUUAAAAUGAAGUAUCUUCAACCAAUUACAAUAUGCCUUCUUCUGCCGCUAAUAUCUGGACAGCUGAAUUAUCCCAACAACGAUAGUCAAAAUUACAACAACAAUCCAAAUAAUCCUAAUAAUCCAAACUAUAACGCAAACAAUCCAAAUUAUAACUCAAACAGUCCAAACUAUAAUCCAAACAGUCCAAAUUAUAAUUCAAACAGUCCAAACUAUAAUUCAAACAGUCCAAACUAUAACCCAAAUAAUCCAAAUUACAAUUCAAAUAAUCCAAAUUACAAUCAAAACAAUUCUAAUUAUAACAACCCAAACAGUCCAAACUAUAACCCUAAUAGUCCAAACUAUAACAACCCAAACAGUCCAAAUUAUAAUCCAAGUAAUCCAAGUAAUCCAAAUAAUCCAAAUUACAAUUCAAAUAAUCCUAGUUACAACCAGAACAAUCCAAAUAAUCCAAGUUACAACCCAAACAAUCAAAAUAAUCCGAGUUACAAUCAGAACAAUCCAAGUAAUUUCAAUCAGAACAAUCCAAGCAAUUACAACAGUAAUCCAAGCUUCAAUAGCCAACCACUUGACCAGGGAGACUGUUGCGAAGAAUAUUGCUACACCCAAGAUCCUGAACCCUAUCUUAAUUUCGGCACUAAGACAGCAUACGAUAGCAUAACAAGACGAAGUGGAAACCAACAUAUUGUACCAGAUUGUACUGCAGUUCAGUUUUGGAGUUUAGUUCGACAUGGAACUAGACUACCCGAUGCUUCUACAAUUAGAUCUAUGCGCAACAUGAACAAAAUUCAUGAGGAAAUUGCAAGAAACUACGAACAAAGAAGAUCUUUUCCAGAUAGAGGUAGAUUGUGUCCCUCAGACUACGACUUGUUCAGAAGAUGGCGUUUUAACGAGAGCAUUAACGAAGGAAACGCUAAUACUUUAGCUAGACAAGGAGUUGAUGACAUGAAACUUCUGGCUAGAAGAUACAAGGCUAAAUAUCCUGACGUCUUACAAAACUACGACGAAAGAUCUUAUUACUUCCAAUAUUCCACUGAUGACAGAACUCACGAUAGUUUCCAAGCAUACAUUGAAGGACUUUUUGAACAGGAUGCUUUCAAAGUACACGCAAACACAGUCAAUGGCAAUAUGCUAACUAAUCCAUUCCAAAAUUGUCCAAAUUGGCAAGACAACCAAAAUUUAAAUUCAAAUUCGAAUUCAAAUUCGAAUUCACAGUUUAUUUCGAGAUCCGAAGUAGAGAGAUUCAAAGAAAAACCGGAAUAUCAGAAAAUGAUAAGAGAUGUAUUUAGGCGAUUAGGAUUUAGAUUUACCCUUAACGCUACAGUUAUCGAAGAUAUCUAUAAUCUUUGCAGUUACGAAAAAGCCUGGAACCCGCAACCGAGAUCGCCUUGGUGUGUUGCCUUCACCAAAGAACAACUGAAACUUUUGGAGUAUGUUGAAGAUUUAAAAUAUUUUUAUGAAUCUGGAUAUGGAAAUAAGAUGGCUGAAAAAAUUGGAUGCAGUUCAAUUAAGGAUAUGUAUGAAAGAUUCGAAAGGACAAUCAAUGGAAAUUCUGACGGAAACAAAGCAACAUUUAUAUUUGGCGACACAUCCAGCUUAUUAUCUGCUCUUACAGCACUCGGAACCAAUAAGGAUUACAACCUUUUGAAUUCAGAAAACUAUUUGCAACAAAAUAGGAGGAGUUGGAAGACAUCGACGAUGAGUCCCUUUGCUGGUAACUUGGUUGCUUCACUUUACCAGUGCAACCGAGGCGAAAAACACAGAGUAAUGUUCUUCCUCAACGAAGUGCCGAUUGAAUUCACAGAUUGUUCUGUAGGAUUAUGUAACUGGUCAACUAUACAACAAAAGUAUGAAAAUCUCGUAAGGACUUGCAACAGGGAUGACAUUUGCUCCUCACAAAGAGGAAGUGCUAAUAAACAUUCUGCCUCACUCAUAAUAUUCAUUUUGACAUCGAUAUUAGCUAUUAGAUUAUGAAUGUAAAAUUUUUAAAAAGACAGUCACACUUUUUGCAAGUAUUCAAAUAUCGUCUAGCGAAAUAAUAUGAAAAUAAUUUUCCGGUCAUGCGUUAAGUUGUAGUACAUUUCCAUACUUAUAUUUAAUGUGGAAAGUGUUUUCGUACAAGAAAUAAAAAAAAUUAUGUUCACUCAGAUCCAUGUCUAUUCCAGGAUUGUUUUAAAUAUAUUUCCUGAAACAAGAUUUUUUGACUAUAUUUUAAAUAAUAAAGUACUUUGAUUUAGUUAACUAUUGGUCUAAGAUUUGGUACCUUCAUUAUAUAAAUUAUAUACACAUGUAUUUAGAAAUAUUUAUUGUCCGUGUCAAGUUGUUGUUUGUAUUGUACGUAGGGUUUCCAACAUUGCAGUAAUGCUGACCCGGGGAAAAAUAAUUUUGUUUAUGAAUCCACAAUAUAAAUAUUUUGACUCUAUAUUUCAAAUUAUUAUCCACCAGCUAGUCCUAAAGUCGCCCUCAGAAGCUUUUCUUCAUUUCUCAUGGGCGCCGCUCCCGGAAAACUUUAAUCUAAACCAGGAGAAUGAUCGCCAAACCCGGAUAUUCCAGGUCAAAAUGAUGUUGUUGGCAACCCUAAUUAUUAUACGUGUGUGAGAGAAAACCAAAUAUGACAUAUAGGUUUAAGAUUAUCUAUCACUCAGAGCAUCAGAAAAAUAUUAGUAUUUCAUAAGAUUAAGUUAAAUUUAUAAAUUCAGUUCAUUAUUAUGUUUCAUGAUUUCGGUAUGGUGAAUAAACAUACAUAUGAAGGUAAUCUCAAAAAAAAAAUGUAUGUGUUUUUUUUUAAAAAUUGUUGGUCGUGAACUGUAUUAAAUUAACUUUAAGGUGCGUACAGACCGAAUUUCCAACUUUGUCCAAUGCCAACGGCACAUAUGUGCUGUCGUUGGCGUUGGAAUUGGGAAGUAUUAAAAAUGAUUUGAGAACAUCAUCCAUACCCGAUUUUUAGUGUUACAUUGCACACCAUACCAAACUAGACACAUUCAAGCUCCAAGCUUUGCAAAUCUAUUGAUUAUUUAUUGUGAUUUUUUCAAUUGCAAAUUAACGUAUUUUGAGAAAUAUAAAAGUGAUUACAUUGCUACAGUAGAGCGUCGAUAAUCCGGAUUAAUUGUGACCGAAUCCUGUCCGGAUAAUCAGAAUGUCUGAAUUUUCGAAAUGAACCAAAAAAAAAAUGUUGUUUGGGUUCAUAAUAAAUAGAAAAACUUGCUAAUACAGUUAACAAGUCACUUUUGUGGUUAAAUAAAACCAUUAAUUAAUAUGAGCUUAUAAUGUAUUUGAAUGAAAGAAUAUACUGUACAAUUUAUACAUUAUGUACCGGUUAAGAGGACUCCGUUCAGCCUGUCCUAUCAACGCUUUUGUUUGACAAAUAUUGACAAAUCCGGAUUAUCGACGGUCCGGAUUUUAACAUCCGGAUUAUCGAUGCUCUACUGGUAUAUGGUUCUACUAAUUUUCUUCAUGUGUUCUAAAUUCUGUAACAAUAGCAUAGUAUAAUGUAGAUUAAAAUAUAUUUACCAUAUAAGUUUUAUCAAUAGCAAAUAUAAAUAUAGUAUGACUUUUUUAUUUCGUUAAUAAAAAAUAUUUUUUUACAUCUUUAGUUAGUCCAUAGAUUUAUGUAGCCGCUACGGAAUAGUUCUAUUUUUAGACAUAUUAUGGACCUUUUAAAAGAUGCAGCUACGUCAUGCAACUGAUUUAUUAAAGUUUAAAGCUAUUUUUUAUCGAAUUAAAAUAUAUCCGUCCUUUAAUAUUUUUUAUUACAUAAAUAUUCAUUUUAAACAUUUACGCAUAGUUAUAUGAUCAUGUUAACAAUAUUUUAUAUACUUUAUGACUUAAACAAAUACGUAGGUAUGCCAUAGAAUUCGUUUUUAUUAAACUUAUUAAGACAACAUCAGCAGAAGUAAUACCAAAAUGAAUCCAAAUCAAAUAAUAAAGUUGUUUAAAUAGUUUCAGAGCUACUUACAUUAUUAUUUUAUUUAAGAAACUCAGUUUGUUAUAAGAAAUGUUUCAGUUAGUAUUUAAGUAUGGGUAAGAAUUUGUAGGUACCUGAUGUUACCCAUGGUUAAAACCAAAAAUGCC
This is a messenger RNA of Psylliodes chrysocephalus, 4337 nucleotides long. Lineage: Eukaryota; Metazoa; Arthropoda; Insecta; Coleoptera; Chrysomelidae. The record is from the annotation of a GenBank genome assembly.